CGUGGUUUUGUGUUCCGUUUUUUCGUGAAAGUUUUCUUUCAGUUCCGAUCCCGGUUGCGGAUUCCUACUGGGUGGUCAAUCGAGAAAAAACGGUUUCGCGUGUGUGUUUUCCAUUUCGGAUCUUUAAUCGGGAGAUUUUUUAGUUGAUCCUUUGCUUUUGUGAUAGAUUACGGAAGCCUAGAAAAGUGAAACGAUGAAAAUCUGGACGUCCGAGCAUGUAUUCAACCAUCCAUGGGAAACUGUGGCACAGGCUGCCUGGCGCAAGUACCCGAACCCAAUCAACACAGCAGUUAUCGGAACCGACGUAGUCGAGCGGCGUGUCGUCGAUGGUGUCCUGCACACCCAUCGGCUGGUCAGCACCAAGUGGUAUUUCCCGCAGUGGGCUCAAAAGCUUAUUGGUUCGCCCAAUGUAUGCUACGCUAGUGAAAAGUCCACCGUGGAUCCCAGCAAACGACUGAUGACACUCAAGACGAUCAAUCUCACCUUCGGCAGUUUUCUUUCGGUGUACGAAACGCUCAGCUACGUACCACAUCCGUCGGAUCCGGAAAAGACGCUGCUCCGGCAGGAAGCGACCGUACAGGUCGAGGGCGUUCCACUGAACCGGUACAUGGAGGAUGUACUGACGAAAAACAUCAGUACCAACGCGGGAAAGGGUCGGCAGGGUCUCGAGUGGGUGAUAGGAAAACUGAACUUAGAGAUGAAAGAUUUAGCCACCUCGGCAGCUAGUAGUACGAACGAAAUCCUCACCCACACCAAGAAAUCGCUGGACGAUAUUACCGAUCAGGCACGGAAGAGUAUGGACGAGCUCAGUGCGACAGCGCAGAAGAUUCACAUAUAGUAACAAACGCUGCACGGCAUCGCCCAACACUACUGCUAACACCGCCGGGGCAGCCGCCUCCUCUGCGGCUGGCUCCGCUAAAAGCAGCAGUUCUGCUGCUGCUUCUUCCUCCCCCCGAUCGACAGCAGAUACUACCAGUACCAGCAGCAACGCCAGCUCACGAUCUAAAGCUACCACAGUCAAGCAAUUCAGCUCAGCGACAUCUACUGAAAACAGCACAGCAAGAAAAGCAGCCCCUUCUUCGUCAUCAUCAUCGCCAUCAUCACCAUCACCGUCAUCAUCCCAUUCAUCACCCUCCCCAACUAGUAGAGCCAGUACAAUCCCGCCAACCGCUUCGACGUCCUGAUUGUAGGCCAAAUCGAUUGAUUGAUUGAUGGUGCAUAUUCCCCUCUCUAAUUCGAUCCUCCGCGAAUGUGCUCUCGGCACAUUUUGGCUAUACAGUUUCUCGCUUCACUCACAUCUCACAAAAACCGUGCGUAGAAGAAAGAAAUUGUUUUGCAUGCAGAGCGCACCACCCUAGGCAAAACUAAAAUUGUGUUCCUAUUUAUUACACUACGUUUAAAUCCGUUGUACAAAUGAGUCUACUAAUGAUAAUAGAAUAAUUGCUAUAAAGCGUGUUAAAUUAUCUCUUAUCACACUGCAGCAGCACAAAAUUUGGAUGAAAUUCGAUUUUUGUUUCGGCCCAACAAACAACCCGUACAUGUUUUUGUGAAUCAACCAGCGAGUCCUUUUGUGAUCUUCAAUAGAGUUUAACGAAAGCCUGCGAAUUGUCUCAGUGGCGAAUUAAUAAUAUAUAUGCUUUGUUUUAAGUAGGAUAUCCGCGUUUAGAGUCAGUUUGAAAAUCCCGGCAAGAAAGGUGAUACCAAUUUUAGUGCUAGAGUAAGCGAGUGGAGUCCGGCAGUGCUGUAGGGUGUAAAUAGGCCUCUAAUUUAACGGUUCGAACUAAGUUGACGUGACAAUUUAGCAUUAAAGAAAACCGCGCUGUUUUAGUAUUAUGAAAAUGAAAAAUUGCAAAAAAGCUAAAAAGUUUUCCAAUUUAGUUUUUAUCCGUUCAGUCUCAUCAUCUUUGGGAAUAGCAAAAAAAUUUCCGACGAAUCUGCAGCUUUACCGCUGCAGCAGUAAGGGCAAAACCGCAUAAAAGUAGCGCAAAUAUCUUUUGAAUGAAAAAAUAUGAUAUCUUAGUAUUAACACAUUCCUGUUGUGAAAAGGAUCAAUCACUGCAGUGAAAGAGGGGUAGGUAUUUUUUCCGUUCGAUUUCGCUAUAAAAUUUUGGGGCGUACAUACGUUUUUCGGCAGACGGAAAGAAUGAAUGCGCGUGAGGUGAACAAUAUUGAUUAAGGAUUAGCAAUUUGCAGUAGAUUAUUGAUACCAUCACCAUGAGAAUACAUACAUAAAUAUAUAACUAUGACAUACACAUUUUUUCAACCGAUAACAUAUGAAUUGUUGUAAUGUUUCAGAAGAUGAGAGUUUAAUUAAAUGCAGCCGUGAUAGCUAAAGUUUCAA
Sabethes cyaneus is the source of this 2341-nucleotide messenger RNA. RefSeq names its product protein slowmo (gene slmo). Gene Ontology annotation, molecular function: phosphatidic acid transfer activity. The record is from RefSeq and is a predicted model, not a curated record. The transcript is spliced from 4 exons. Gene Ontology annotation, biological process: phospholipid transport. Gene Ontology annotation, cellular component: mitochondrial intermembrane space. Lineage: Eukaryota; Metazoa; Arthropoda; Insecta; Diptera; Culicidae. The coding region runs from base 194 to 838 and encodes 214 amino acids.